AUGUAUUCUCAGCAGUGAUUAGGGAGUGUCAAUAAACUCAACCAAAUCCAAGGAAACCAAACAGGGAAGAAGACACCAAUAUGCAAAUCACUCCAGAGCAUUUCACGGGAUCUUUUGCAGCAUUUUCUAAAAGUUUGUCUUAUUAAGAAUAAUACAAUACCUGUGUAUUUUGCUCAUGUGUUUCCUGCUUUUACUGUAAAAGGCUUGCGUUUUCCACUAUGGGUAAGGCAGAUGCCCACUCCAUGGUUUAUAAAUGACAUGGGCAAUUUGCUCACUGUGGAAAAUGGACCCCCAAGGAUGUUUUUCAGAAACCUACACUAGUAGUGAUUGUACAGCAGACCCAAGCCAUUUCAAAGAGAUUCCUGUCUAAAGUUUAAGAACCAGUGUCUAGUGGAAAAGGCUCAGUAAUUGUGAUGCACCCUCUCGUAGUGACGAUCGAUAUCACAGCAGUACAAUCUGUGCACCCUCUCGCACUGACGAUCAAUACCACAGCAGUACAAUCUGUGCACCCUCUCGUAGUGACGAUCGAUAUCACAGCAGUACAAUCUGUGCACCCUCUCGUAGUGACGAUCGAUAUCACAGCAAUACAAUCUGUGCCCUCCCCUUGUCCCGAAUGAUAAGGAGUGAAACCCUGAUAACGCAGCCAGCAUGCCCUGCCUGCACGGCAGUGCAAGGAAGUGUAUUUUGAACUUUUCCUUUUGACACAGUGGAUCAAGCACAGUAAUGUGCGUGACACACUGCAGUGUAGCAGGGAAACUAAGCAACGCAAUGUUCCUGGUAACGGUAUGCAGUGGAACAGCAGCAGUACUUGAUCAGGGUUCAAGUUUUGGAAGAAGUACAUACAGUGUACAUACAGAGGAGCAUGCCUUCCAGUGUGCGUGUGUGUGUGUGUGUAUAUAUAAUAUAAAGAAUAGUGAUGGGGUUCAGUGAGUUACAGGAAAAUAAUUCCAUCUAGGGUUUUUGUGACUCACAGAAACCCGAGAAGGAAUUGUUUUCCUGUAACUCACUGAAGAGACCCAUCUAUUAUUUUUUAUAAUACAUGGAUACCCUUGUGAUGCUAAUAUUAAAGAAGACGAGGUUCAGCAGUACAGUUGGGUACAGACGUUCUAUGUGUUAUGCGUUCAGCUUUAUUUGGAUGAUUGCCUUUACCUUGUUUUAAUUUCCUCUUCCUCUCCAGUUUCUCGGAGAUACGAAUGUACCAGCAUUACAUCAUUUUUUUUUUAACAUAUUCUCGUUUUGUUGAUCAUUAAUGAACAUUUCUGUACUGUGGGUGUUGUCGAGUGAUUGAAAACGAGACAUUUUGUGUUUGAAUUGAAAGUGAUGGUCUCGAGGAGUCGAAUGGACCAAAGUUCAAGUAUAUUUUCCUCUAGAGGAAUUAUCACUUUUUGACGUCACUACUGUGGUAUUAUGCCUUUUUUUUCGAAUGGCUCAGGAUUCAAAGGUAGCCUUCAUCCUGUUCCAGUGUGUGUGUGUAUAUACCGACUCCUGUUUUUCCCGAUAGUGCACUUGUGGUCCUGGAAGGGAGCACUGUAUUUUAUAUAAUUAUGCAUAUGUUGACAAUUCAGAAAUCUAUAAUCUCCCAAAGCGAGUUUGAUUCUUACUUUGCUUCUUUUGGAAUUUCUUUUAGGGGUUAAUCUUGCUUUUAACGUUUGUUUUUCUUCUGAAGAAGGUACGGUAGACAAAAAUAGAAUUGGACGGUUUCUGAACUGCCCUGAGAGAAUUUCAGAUUUUGCUUUCUAACAUGUAUGUGUUUCAAAGCUAGGUAUGAACAGCCCUGAAUAAUAGUUUAAGUCCUCCUUUGUAAUUUGUGUUUUCCUUCAUUGGAGUUAAGGAAAACCCCCUCCAUUGUAUUCUAAAAACAAUAUCUGCUCAAGUGCCCCCCUUCCAAACUGUACAGAACCUCCUCCCUGAUUUAACGUCCUAGCAGCCAAAGCAAACAUAUGCUCUUAAUUGCAUGAAGGCAUCCUCUCUUUGAGGCAGGGGUGCAUGUGGGCUCCAGACACAUACACACUAUCCGAGCUCAAACAGUAACAUGGAUGCGGUGCACUGGGAGAGGAAAGAUUUGCAAGCAAACUUGGAGCUGGCUCACUCGGAGAAGGGUUUCACUAAGACUUGAGGUAUUCAAGGGUGUGCACAGACACAGUCUAACCCUUUAAACCCUCUGUAGAAAUGAAAGCCUGAAAGUAGACCUCUGCUCGGCUCUCUUCGAAACGAGGAUCGCUUGAGAGGAGAGGGUUACAGUUUCCAUUCACUUGUGGAAAGAGAGAAAACCAGAUCCAGAUGUGUGGAAACCGAUGAAGCUGAUCUACACGAACGCCCCGACCUAUUCUUUACAAGCAGCAUAUGACAGUUAAUACUUCACCUAUUAACAAGACUGGGCGUGCACAAGACGGUGUGUGUCACAGAGGAGCUGAAGUAGAAGGACCAGCCUGGUUGCACCUCUUACUGGUAGGUGCCUUUGGAAGGAUCAGACAUGGCCAAGGGACAGAUAGUUAGCAAGGUCUUAGCUGUUUUUGCUAUAGUGGUUGUAGCCGCAAUUCUGGGCUCCAUCAUUGCGCUGGCAACGAGUUACGUGGAAGAGAGAAUAAAACAUCCAGUGACCACCCUACCUCCCCCGAUCACCACCCCCAGCCCUGAUGCUCCGUGUUUUAACCCAUGGGACGAGAGCCGACUGCCGUACUCCUUGAUUCCUUCGGGAUACAGCGUGACGCUCUGGCCUUCCUUGAAGCCGAACGACGAAGGCAUGUUCACCUUCAAAGGCAACUCCACUGUCGUCUUCAAGUGCGAGAAGAAAACAGACCUCAUUGUGAUUCACAGCCGCCUGCUGAACCUGACCACGAAAGGGGAACACCUUGCGGACGUCAGGGAUGUCAGCAGCUCCAAGUCAGUUGACAUUCAGUAUAGCUGUUUAGACACCAGCAAUGAGUUCCUGGUGGUCCAGCUUCGCGCUAACCUGACGGAAGGGAAGACCUAUGAGAUGAUCACAGAUUUUACUGGAGAGCUGUCUGAUGAUUUGGUUGGCUUCUACCGGAGUGAAUACAUGGAGGGUGGAGAUAAGAAGUUAGUCGCCACCACACAGAUGCAGCCCACGUAUGCCAGGACAGUUUUCCCCUGCUUCGAUGAACCAGCCAUGAAAGCACAUUUCAACAUCACUCUGAUCCACGACCCCAAGCUCGUGGCUCUGUCUAACAGUCCUGUGAUUGACUCAGUGAAUAGGACCUUUGAUAAGGCUGAAUGGGGAAUCACUACAUUUCACCCAACACCGGACAUGUCGACCUACCUGCUGGCAUUCAUCGUCUGUGACUUCAAGAACAUACAUGCCCUGAACAGAAACGUCUCGAUCCGAAUCUGGGCCCGGCCGGAGGCUAUUGCGGAACAGCAGGGAGAUUACGCUCUGAACAUUACCGGACCAAUCCUGCAGUACUUCGAGGACUACUACAGCAUACCCUACCCCCUGGCAAAGUCAGACCAGAUAGCUCUUCCAGACUUCAGUGCUGGGGCCAUGGAGAACUGGGGCCUGGUGACGUACCGCGAGACCGCUCUGCUGUACAAUCCAAACAUCUCCUCCACCAGUAACAAGGAGUGGGUUGCCACGGUGAUUGCUCACGAACUGGCCCAUCAGUGGUUUGGAAACCUGGUGACAGUGCGCUGGUGGAAUGAUCUGUGGCUGAAUGAAGGAUUCGCUACCUAUGUGUCCUACCUGGGAGCAGAUCACGCAGAGCCCAGCUGGAACAUUAAAGACCUGAUUGUGCUGCAUCAUUACCAGAAGGUGUUUGCAGUGGACGCCCUCAACUCCUCUCACCCGCUGAGCUUGGAUGAGGAAGAGAUCAGCACCCCGCUUCAAAUCGGAAAUCUGUUUGACUCGAUCACCUAUAGCAAGGGAGCUGCCGUGCUGAGGAUGCUGUCUGGAUUCUUAACAGAGAAUCUCUUUGUGGGGGGGCUCAAAACAUACCUGGAGCAAUACAAGUACAACACUACUGUGUACCAAGACCUUUGGGAUCACUUGCAGCAGGCUGUGAACAAGCAGCAGAACAUAACUCUACCGGACUCGGUGGAAAACAUCAUGAACAGAUGGGUCCUGCAGAUGGGCUUCCCUGUGGUAACCAUCAACACCACAACCGGCACACUGACCCAGAAGCACUUCCUUCUGGACCCCGACGCAGAGGUCACAAGGUCCUCCCAAUUCAACUACACCUGGUUUGUUCCAGUGAGUUGGAUGAAGUCUGGGAUUCUCCAAACUGACUUCUGGCUGCUCAAUACCUCAGAAACGAACACAACUGUGCAAUCCAACAGCACUGAUUGGGUGCUGGCCAACAUCAACUGUACUGGAUACUACAGGGUUAACUACGACACUGAGAACUGGAACAGGCUUCUUCAGCAGCUGCAGGAUAAUUUUACUGAAAUCCCUGUGAUUAACAGAGCCCAGCUCAUUGAUGAUGCGUUCAAUCUGGCCAGGGCAGGGUAUAUCCCGACCACACUGGCUCUGGACACCACCAAGUACCUCUCCAAAGACGUGGAGUACAUGCCUUGGGAGUCGGCUAUAGACAAUCUGGGGUACUUCUCCCUCAUGUUCGAUCGCACUGAAGUGAAUGGGCCCAUGCAGACUUACCUCAGGAAGCAAGUGACUCCUUUGUUUGACUAUUUUGAGAACAUCACUGCGAACUGGACAGAGGUACCCUUGGGACACACUGACCAGUACAACGAGGUCACUGCCAUUGAGGUUGCCUGUGAGAACGGUUUGAAGAAGUGUCAAGAGCUGGCCUCCAGUCUGUAUCGGGAAUGGAUGGACAACCCCAGCGUCAACCCGAUCCAUCCAAACUUGAAAACGACCAUCUACUGCAAUGCGAUAGCCGCGGGGGGCGUGGAGGAGUGGGACUUCGCGUGGGAGAGGUUUCAGAACGCCAUCAUCACCACGGAGGCUGACAAGCUGAGAUAUGGGCUGUCCUGCUCCAAGCACAUCUGGAUCUUGAACAGGUAUCUCAAGUACACUCUGGAUCCGGAGAAGAUCAGGAAGAUGGAUUCCAUCCCGACUAUCAACUAUAUCUCUAGAAACGUGGUAGGCCAGUCGUUGGUAUGGGACUUCAUCCGAGCCUACUCCAGCACCAUCUGCAGCGGGUCCUCUCCGAUGGACAGCCUCCUAGAGGGAGUGACUCAGAGAUUCUCCACAGAGCUUGAGCUCACACAGCUUCAGCAGUUCCGCCAGAGUAAUGACAUCACAGAGGACUGCUUGAGCACGCGGACGCUGAGCCAAGCUAUAGAGAGGACCCAGCUGAACAUCAAGUGGAUCAAUGAAAACAAGGACCCCGUGUUCAACUGGUUCACCUCCAACUCACUUUAAAUCAUGUAGAUUUCACAGGAGCCACAGAGAACAGUUUCAAAAACAGCUGCUCCUUUAAUCUGAGUCAAAGUGCAAUACACCGGUGCUGAUAAACCUGAAGCUUGAUGACACUCUUACUGCAGUGCGAGAUCAUAUUACAUUAUGGCUGUCAUUAUCCCAAAACUGCAUUGAAAUUCCAGUGUGAUACAGUGCAAUGUGCGGCACCAGCACAGGCACCUGUCCUAAUCAAAGCCAUUGCAAGUGUUUGCUGGACUGCAGCCGCUUUUUUUCCAAUCUGCACAAUCAUUUUAUUUUGUGUAAUUUUUGUAUUUAUUCUUAUCCCGUCUUGAAACUUGAAAUCCUCACUCUUUCAGCACAGCCUCUAGGGCGGUGUGGGGCUGGAAAAGGCUUCAGGCUUCCCCAGAGACAGCCUGGAACCCUUCCCCCUCACCGGGCUCCCCAUCACCCGUUUAUAAUACCUGGGAAUAUAAAAGGGCUCUCUAGAAAUACAUAGGAGUUUUAUAAUUACAUUUUAAUGGCAUUUUGUAAAAAUAAAAAUACAACUUUAAAAACUACAAUGUGUAUUUUU
Acipenser ruthenus (sterlet) is the source of this 5906-nucleotide messenger RNA. Its product is annotated as aminopeptidase N-like. Gene Ontology annotation, molecular function: metalloaminopeptidase activity; zinc ion binding; peptide binding. The record is from RefSeq and is a predicted model, not a curated record. Gene Ontology annotation, cellular component: cytoplasm. NCBI's taxonomy places the organism in Eukaryota, Metazoa, Chordata, Actinopteri, Acipenseriformes, Acipenseridae. Gene Ontology annotation, biological process: proteolysis; peptide catabolic process. Bases 2474 to 5338 code for a protein of 954 amino acids. The transcript is spliced from 20 exons.